This is a messenger RNA of Scatophagus argus, 2418 nucleotides long. RefSeq names its product retinoic acid-induced protein 3. The transcript has 4 exons. The record is from RefSeq and is a predicted model, not a curated record. Gene Ontology annotation, biological process: G protein-coupled receptor signaling pathway. Gene Ontology annotation, molecular function: G protein-coupled receptor activity; protein kinase activator activity. Bases 319 to 1584 code for a protein of 421 amino acids. NCBI's taxonomy places the organism in Eukaryota, Metazoa, Chordata, Actinopteri, Scatophagidae. Gene Ontology annotation, cellular component: plasma membrane; extracellular exosome; intracellular membrane-bounded organelle.
CAGGUUUCUCUGCUCUUGCCCAACCUGUCGAUGUGAGGUGAAAACAAUCCUCUCUCCUCGUAGCUUCAGAUCUCAGAAACUAAUAUUGUUUCACACUCUCCCUCAUCUCGUGCCCUUCCUGUUACCUAGGGCCGCCGGAGACACAUGGACACAUCAUCACAAUAGGAGUGUAUUGCAAACGCUUCCAGCCAAACUUCAAGUCAAGACUUUCGGAGUGCAUUUCACAGGUGGAAUCAGUGUUUGGAAUCACAUAGUGAGGGAGAGAAGACCUUCUAUAAUCAAAGGACACUUGAAAGGAAAGACUGAAUCCCCACUAAAAUGCAUGAGAAGAACAAAUCCCUUUUUGCCCUCUUCCUGCUUUUCUAUGUCCCUCUCACCUGCCUAUGUCAGUCAACCAACAGCAGCUCAUUCAAUACCACAACUAGCACAACAGACACUUCCUCUCCCUCCUCAAAUGUUACUUCCCUGAAGGGCGUGCCAGGCUGUGGCAAAGGACUGCAUCCCAUCUAUAGGUACCUGUGUGACCGUCGGGCAGCAUGGGGUAUUGUAUUGGAGACCCUGGCCUCUUCAGGCUUCCUGUUCAGCAUGGGACUCCUUUUAGGCCUGCUGCUCUGGUCCCUGUGGAUUUGUAUUUCAUUCAGGCGACAACGCAGCAGCAUUGGAGGCGCAGUUGCCUGCAUGUCCAUGUUCUUGUUGGCCACAGCUGGGAUCUUUGCCAUCACUUUCUCCUUCAUCAUCAGCCUCACACCUCAGACCUGUCCCACCAGGAUCUUCCUCUUCAGUGUGCUCUUCUCCCUGGCCUUCUCCUGCCUGCUGGCGCGCUGCCUUGCUCUGCUGGGCUUCGCAGCUGCCCGGGGCUGGGGGGAACCGGCCCUCGCCCUGGGGCUCUUCAUCGUGCAGGUCAUCAUCUCUACCCAGUGGCUGAUCGUCGUCUUGGUUCGGGACAAAAACCCUUGCGAGUACAGCCAGGAAGAAUUUGUCAUGCUGCAGAUCUAUGUGCUGUGCCUCCUGGCUAUCAGCUUGAUCCUCGCACUGCACUUCCUGUGCCGCUCCUGCUUCACAUACAGCUACAGCUACACAGGAGCACACCAGCAGGGAAGGGCACAGGCCACGUUACUCUGCCUCACACUGCUGUUCUCCACCUGCAUCUGGGUGGUGUGGAUCACUAUGCUUAUCAGGGGAAACCCUGAGGUUGGCCGCCGGCCACAAUGGGAUGACCCAGUGCUUAGCAUUGCCCUGGUGGCAAAUGGUUGGGUAUUACUGAUGGGGCAUGGAUUGUCUCAGGUCGCCUUCCUCUGCAGAGGCGAGGCCAGGUCCAAGGACAGGCCUUUGAGCUUUUCAGGCUGGACCAGCCCCAGCGCUGAUAUUCCAGGACUGAACAGCCCAAAGGAGGGGAAAGAAAAUGGAAGUUUCGAGAAUGAUGGAGAUAACAAGAGAGGCAGGAGAACUGAGCCUCCGCUGCGAUCACCCUACGAGUCUGGAUUCUCCAUGACAGAAAUUGACCCUGACAAAGACUUCACCAUCCCUCGCCCUCAGACCACCAACUAUAGGGAACCUUAUGAUGAAUAUUAUGGAAAUGAUUAAAAUCACACCCAUGUUAAUGUCUUGUUCUUACUCACACAUGCCUAUAUAUGCCAAAACCUAAGACGAGGGUGACCCAACUGCACUAAUCUGUACUUGGCACAAAAAUCUGUUUUUCUAUGUUUCAUUUUCUUGUGCAAAUGUAAAUAUAUCAGUUGAAUGUUGUAAGAAGUGUUAUUUCAAAUCUGCCAUGAGGAUGCAAAAUCCUCCAUCCCGAAAAGAUGAAAGAAAAAGAAAAAAAAAAAAAAAAGACUUAGCAGUAUGACUCAUCCGCUUGAGUUUCAUCACUGAGGCUGGAUGGGUUCAGAUAGUCCAGCUUUCUUCUGGCGGGAAAUCCACAUCACAAAAGCUGAGAGGAAGUGAGUCUCUAUGGUUGUGUGCGCGUGUGUGUGUGCACAUUGUGUGCUACUCUGAGAUGGUAUAUAAUAGCCCCGAGGUAGCAGAAGAGGUGUGAAACUGUCGCUCUGAAGGUGCCAAACUGCUGAGCAGAGCAGAGGCUGUGAAUUGUAAAGAGGAGGGAUGAGAGGCGAAGGAACAAGGGAAAAGAAGAGGAGAGGAAGAGAGAUUAGAUGAGAUGAGACAAGACAGUAGGAGGAUAGGACAAGAGACCUGUCAGCACUGUGGGAGGCUCGUGCCAUCACUGAUUAACAUCUUCAUAUUCAAAGUUACAUUACAUUUGGUUGGUUCUGUCAGUGCUGCUGCACAAAGAAAAAAAAAAAACAAGGGAUGUGUUCUGUGUAUGUGGAAAGAUAUGAGUUAAACAAGGUGAACCUUUUUCCAGCAGUGCGGGUUUCAAUGAUACACUAUUUGUCACCAAUAAAAGGUUCAUCUAUAAAA